AGGUUCCUAGUACACAUGGAAUAUGCUUAACUGACUAGUAUAUAAGUUGCGGGAGAUGCCAUGGCAGGCAGUAACUCAUUCCAUCUCAACAAUGGCUUCAGCUAAGAUUCUGUUCAUCCUUGGGGCGGCUUUGUUUGCCGUGGCCGUUGCUGGCGGUAGCUAUGGUGGUAGAAACCAAGGUGGGUUGGGUGGUCUUAGUGGCCAGAGAGGAGGUGGUAACCAAGGAGGAAUUGGGGGCAGCCAAGGAGGAAUUGGGGGCAACCAAGGAGGAAUUGGGGGCAGCCAAGGAGGAAUUGGGGGCAACCAAGGUGGCUUUGGGAGCAACCAAGGAGGCGGACUUGGCGGCGGCUCUAGCGGUGGUCAUGGCGGCCAAGGCGGCUUCGGUAGCCAAGGGGGUUUCGGUGGCAGUCAGGGAGGCUCCAGCGGAGGCAGAGGUGGACAUGGCAGCUACCACUGAAAAAUGACACACUGAUGACGACUUGAUUGGCUUCUUGGCUUGGCUUGCGAUGUUAUAAUAAAACAUGAAAAACGUAUUUUAACGAAAAUAAAAAGCUUUGAUUUU
Molecule: messenger RNA, 562 nt
Organism: Ostrinia nubilalis (European corn borer)
Lineage: Eukaryota; Metazoa; Arthropoda; Insecta; Lepidoptera; Crambidae
Exons: 2
Coding region: 162-464 (100 amino acids)
Source: RefSeq, a predicted model, not a curated record